CUUAAUAAUUGGUCGACACUGAAAGUUUGUGGAUAUUGUCUUUUAUACACCUGCCUAAAGGACUCGGAAUAGUAUUUUUCUGCAUUCUCCUCUUUCAACCUAACCUACACUGCAGUCAGCGCCGCCGCUGUACCCAAAUUGGAUUAGAGGGGUAGAGAACGUCAGCGUCCGUAGUAGGCAUCACAUCAGCAAUACCCAAAUCGGGACUAGCCGAGGCCGGUGAACAUGUCUUAUCAGGGGCACAGAGGAUCCGAAGUCAAUGGAGAAAUGGAUUAAUUGCGUGUGGUGACGAGAAAACGAUCAGUAUUCAGGGUGUGGACUAAUAGCUCUCGAGGGUCAUCUUGUGCAGAUCGUUUGAAAUCUACCGGUUCGAAUCACAGCAGCAUACUAGAUAGCUACAGUACAGUUGCUAGUCAAGCAAUGCAUCGCCGAUUGACAUUUUAGCUAACACGUUACUGUAGCGGGCUAACUGUACCCCGGCUGGCUUGCCUCAUAAACAUCAGCAGUGUUACUUUAGUCGCCAACAAAUUCUCAACAAGCAAAACAUGGAGACUUGUUUCAAUGUAAGCGGUCGGGUACGUUAAUCGAGUGGUACUGUUCUGCGUUCAAUAAACGUUAUGACCCCUUAGUCCUCUGUUACAAAUCCGACUGUUAGCUAAACCUAUUCUCUGUAGUCAGCAGUAUCAAGGUGACGGACAAAUGGAAGUAAGCUAACGCUAGCUAGCUAGCUAGCAUCACUGGACCUGUGAGCUAACUGGCAGUGCACCGAAUACCGUGGUUACCAUGGCGGUAAUAAGUGCUGUGGAAUGUGGCAUCAGUGAGAAACCAACGUUACCACGAUGAAGACUUUUUUUUCAGAAAACCGAUGGCUACAGGUUUGGUGUUAUGCAGACAAUUAGAUGCCACAUGUAAUGUAUAUCACAGGCUUACACCAUGUGUGUGGUUGGCCUCGUAUAUGUCCAUCCCUGCCGAUGACACCGGUCACUGUUUUUAAAAGCAAACAGCGGGAUAAAAGCGCUGUUGCCGGGUAGUGGUGCUGAAACGAGAGGACUGAUUUAGUUGUUACAGUAGUUAGAAACGAUCUAGAGCUAGCUGCACCAGCUAGCCUAGGUAGCUGGCUAGAUAUGUAGCCAGCUUAAGCAGCACAAUAAUUAGAAACACCACAGAUCGAUACCAAUGGUGUCUAAUAAAUUUUUAUUCGCAAUAAUUCUGUUAAAUGUGUAUAUAGGUGUACAGUCGUUUUUUUACUUUUUUGGUGGCGUGGUUUUAACAGUCCUGGUUGCUAUGGCAUUUUUAAAUGGCCCUAGACUAUUAGACUGGGCAAAUUCACCUCCCCAUCUUCAAUUCAACAAAUACGUACUAACUGGAUACAGACCGAUCUCUUCAGUGCAAGACUGUAUCAGAAGCCUGUUUUAUCUGCACAACGAACUGGGAAACAUUUACACACAUGGCAUUCCUCUGCUCUGCUUCCUGGUCCUCCUUCCUCUCAACAUCCCCUGGUCCCAGAUCAACGUCACCUGGCUGGGCGUGGUCCACUUCUUGGCCUGCCUGUCGCCCCAGCUUGGCUCUGUGGUCUACCACCUCUUCAUGAACCACGAGGGAGGGGAGCCAGUCUACCACACACUCCUUACCCUGGACAUGUGUGGCAUCUGCAUGAUCAACACACUAGGGGCUCUGCCCAUCGUCUACAGCACACUGCUCUGCUACCCCUUCACCCGCUCCGUGGCGCUGUUAGUCUACAUCCUCCUCUCCAGCUACGCCAUCUACUGUGCCAUCACGGCCCGGAGCAGCGUACGGCGCCUGCGCUCCUUUGCCUGGCAGGCCCUGUUCCGCUUCUCCUUCUUCCUGCUGCGCUGGGUGGGCGUGGGCGGCGGCAGUCCUACCUCGCUGCGCCACUUCCUCACCAUGGACGCGCUGGCCUUACUGGGCGGUGUCAUCAACAUCGCGCGCAUCCCAGAGCGCUUCCGCCCGGGCCUGUUUGACUACUGGUGCAACAGCCACCAGAUCAUGCAUGUACUGGUGGUGGGGUCCAUCCUCUACCUGCACUGGGGGGUGCUGGAUGACUUGCUCUGGAUCAACAGCUACCACUGUCCCUCAGACUGAAACACACCCAGGUGCAGCAGGAGCCUACAGGGUUUUACCAUGGACCUCUAGGGGUGGGGUGGGGGGGGGGGGGGUGAGGGGACUUGAGGGUGAAGGGAAAUGGUGUUCCAGUGAAACUAGGUGACGGAGGAUGUUUGGAGAGUUAAAGGUUGGACGGGCUAAACCAGGAGGUGCUGCAUUCAUAAAGCUGUGCAUGACAGGUGAGAUUAAGUGUUUGGCACUUCAUGCACUCAAACAUAGAAUGUCCAUAUCUCCGUCAAUCUUGUUUGUGUAUCUACUAGUUGUUUUGUAAAAACACACCAUGACCAGAGGAUAUUGUAACCACACGCACACACACAAACACACGCACACAAACAGACACAAAAGUACACAUUAAUGAUUAGAUAUCAAUGUUUCUGAAACACUUUUUCACUCCCAUCUUUAGCAAGUGAAAUACCACCUGAGCAAUAGUAGACUACUUUGAUAAGAUGCUUAUCCUCAAUCAUUCAUAAUGACUCAAGCAGAAAGAUAAUUUCACUAAAUGAUAUCAUACUCAUCGAGAAGGAAGUUCAUUCUUUCCAACUCGUUCUUGUGACCUAUGCAGCAUAUCCGCUUUUGAAUGAACAUAAUAUACUUACAACAGAUACAUUGCACACAGGUACACCAAGGCUAGUAGUGAUGCACAUGUGAUGCCAGCACUCCCAGUCCAGUCUCAAAGUCCUAUGGAACUACUUGAGUUUCUGUAUUUUAAUGUAUGAGAGGAAUGUCUUCAUUUGAUUGUUUUGUCCAUAUUUAUGUCUGUCUUACUUGGCCCUUUUGUCUUUCAUCUGGCACUUGUUUUUUUUAUAUGUUUUCCUUUCUGCCCCUAUUUGAGUCUCUAUCUCACAGUUUUUGUUGUGUGAUUUGGUGGAAACUAAUUAGGAAUGGGUGAGGGGGUUCAUUUCAUGGUUUGUUAGUGAGCUGCUUUUAAGGUACUUGCUAGACUACAAGAAUGCUGUUUUUUGAUUGGACACCCUGUAUCUUUGAGUGACAGCCAUGUUGAAUAAGGAACAAUACCGUAGUAGGUCAUGCUUAAUAUUUACUAUUUUAUGUUACUUUUGAGUUAUUUAAUAACUCCAUUCAUGGGUUGAUUAAUCCUUCGAAACACUGUCCUUUAUAUUAUAUAUUUAUUAAUCUCUGUUUAUAUUUAAAGGGACCAUUUCUUACUUUAAGAUAAGAAGGGAUUCUGUUCAAAAUCAUGGUAUGCCUCUUCCAGUAUUUAGCUUUUUUUGUGGAAGUUUCUAAAAGGGAUUUUAAUAUUUUAACUGUAGGUAUUUUACUAUUUGUAUGUUUUGCACAUCAUGUAUAUCAGUUAGUAAAUAUGCCAUUUAUUAUUAUGCAUUUGAAUAGACUAAAAACAAACAGCAAGACCCCAACAUAGAUGUCACAAGGCUUCCACUUAAUUAGCACAGUCUGCACUAUUAAGAUGUUUUAUUUUCGAUGCCACCCUACAAGUGGGGAUUUUGUGCCACAGGUGGAAAUGCCAACCUCCUUGACAGCAGCACGCUGUCAGUAUAUAGAUCGUAAAGGAGUCAUUUGAAUGCACUGUGUAGCACAAAGAAUCUGGUCAAAAGCACUGAAACGUCGCUCUACUCGGCUUUUGUUUUAACCCUGAAUUGUGGUAGUUAGAUGAAGCUCUAAUGGCGUAAACACAGCGUGUGUUGUGUACAAUUCAGGGAGAACUCAACCAGGCAAGAAUGAACCCCAAUUCAUCUCUCUUUUUUUUUUAAAGCUGCAACAACCAUAUUUAUUUGUUGUCCCUACUGUAAGAUCACUAUUGAAUUGGUACAAAACGAUGCACUUAUGUUUCCGUUAUUGUUGUGAUUAAUAGAACAAUGUUUACGUUUUUAUUUUAUUUAUGUAAUUUGAGAAUGUAUGUGGAAGGUAUACACCAAGCAUUUUGUGUCAUACUUUUUAAAAAGGGACUUUUUAUUAGUCCCAACUGCUCUAUGGGACUAGCUUUUGUUUAAAGUUUAUAUCGUUUCGGUUUCUGUGUGAUAUUGCACUUUUGUAGUCCACGUGCGCUGAUCUUUCCCACACGCUCGAAAAUAGGCCUUAGGAGUAGCAUUUACUUUGCUCACAUUGAGUCAAGCUUGAGGGAGAAUCCAUACUCUCCUUCACUGGCUUCAGUCUGCAGCCCCCCCACCCCCACCCCCACCCCCACCUUGCCAAUGUGUGAGGCUGAUUAACCACAGCUUUGAACCCUUAGUCAUCAUUUCCGUGAUGACGAUACUAUAACCACGGCCCUUUGUAUCGUUGUUAGAACUAAUGGAUUGCAGUGCACUGAAUGAGUCUGAUUUAAUGCAUGUUAGUAGCUCUCAAAAAGAAACUGAUGUCUCAUAAGAGGAUUUCAGAUGAGUAUUAGCCAAAUGCUUGUGCAUUGAAACCGGUGACACAGCCUGUGUCUGUCACUCCAGCCAAGAGCUUGUACAUGCGUCCGGGGAAACAGAAUGUGUUUUAGUUAGGGGGGAAAAGUCUACCGUAGAGGAACAUGAGGGACUAGAACACAGGCAAUAUACACUAUAUCAAAUAAACUGCACUGUUUAUUUUUUUCAAAAGGGCUUUGGAUCAAAGUGAAUACCAAUAAUGAAACUUAUUUAAAGUCCAUAUAAAUAAUGUAAAUAUGUGUAUGUAGAUUAUGUAUACAUACAGUGCAAACAAUAUAUACUCUGAUACUACUUUUUAUACAUGUACGUAAGUCUGUAAAGGGAAAAAGGAGUAAUGUAGUAUGUGUACAUCAGUCCAAGCUCAGCUUCAGAGCAAUGGCUGAGGCUUGCCUACUAUCAAAUCCAUCUGUAUGUGAACACAGAAGCAACUGAAUUUCAAUUCAGUGCUAUUGUAGAUGUGGGUAACACCGAGGGGUGAUAAACCUUAUUGAGAAUGCGUGUAUCAUUAAAAUGUUUGUAUUGUUUUGUAUCUGAACAAGGCAGUGGGGAUGGCAUGUGAACACCUCUGAUUACAACUGGAUAUCUAUGCAUUAUCAGAUAAAACAUUUUAAUUAACGCUGAAGUGGUUUGUUAAACUGGUAUCUCAAAUGUAACAAUGAGACCAAGGGCCCAUUUGAGCUCUCGGGCUUUUGAACGCACUCGACGCGAGUGCUGCACUUGAACAUCCUGGUUUCGCUUCUCAGGGUUGGCGUAGCGGCAACGUCCAGGCCUAGCGUCUUGUCUGAAACAUGGCUUUUAGGGAGGAAGAGAAGUGUCACUGUGUUUCUACCUACCGGGUACAAACACAGUGGAGGUUGAGGAGUGUGAGGUUGUCUAUGGAAGAAGGGUUAUAGGUUACAGAACAUACUGAGGUGAGUAGGAGGAAUGGAGGCUUGAGGAUUGGAACUAAAAAUCAUUUUUCAGAAGUGUGACCAGGCCAGCAGUCAUUGUCCUUGUCUGUAUAUACAACAUGAUGUUUGAAAACCUCACAAAAACGGCGGAAAAGGUUGCUUUUUUAGGCCACGGGCGCCGGACAGCCUGUCAACAACUAUUUACAAAGGAUUAACUGUCAGAACUAUUGUUAUAUGAUAAUAAUGACGAUAGUGAUGAUCCUUAUAACUAUUAUUAAUAUUGAUACCGUUAUUCUGUGGAAAUUGGAACUACUAAUGACUCUGUAACUUGUAUACAGAUGAGACUACCCCU
Messenger RNA from Osmerus eperlanus (European smelt), 5750 nucleotides. It is a transcript of the gene paqr4a, whose product is annotated as progestin and adipoQ receptor family member IVa. The record is from RefSeq and is a predicted model, not a curated record. The transcript has 3 exons. Lineage: Eukaryota; Metazoa; Chordata; Actinopteri; Osmeriformes; Osmeridae. Gene Ontology annotation, cellular component: membrane. The coding region runs from base 1177 to 2103 and encodes 308 amino acids. Gene Ontology annotation, molecular function: signaling receptor activity.